Sapajus apella (tufted capuchin) is the source of this 702-nucleotide messenger RNA. RefSeq names its product hepatocellular carcinoma, down-regulated 1 (gene HEPN1). Lineage: Eukaryota; Metazoa; Chordata; Mammalia; Primates; Cebidae. The record is from RefSeq and is a predicted model, not a curated record.
AAAACGUGCCCUGGUGUGGAGGUGAUGAGUAAUGGGGGUCUUGGAAUUGCUCCAUGGGAUGGUGGAGAAUCAGCUCUGGAGUUUAGGAGGUUGGAGAGGGGCGGGAUGCGAGGACGCUUGGAGGCAUUCAGGAGGAGAGGACGGAACACACAGAGGGCCUCCUUCUCUUUCAGCUUUUUAAUUGCCCUCUCUCCUCACACAGUAGAUUACUGCUCCUCCUAUGAACUGUUCAAUAGAUGGUGGCAUGGGCACAGCCUGGCUACACAGUGGCCAGGCCUCUUUAUUCUGAUGUUAGUGUGAUUAGGGAGUCUGCCCUUGUUCUGUUCCCUGGGAUCUGAGCAUGUGGGAGCAGGGCAGAUGGGUGGCAGGAGGCCAGGGGUUGGAUCAUGUUUCCCCGAAAUGCUGGGAAGCAAUAAGCCUCCUCCCCCCCUCCACCCCCCCCACCAUUUCUCUGGAGAUUAGGACUUGUUCUCACAGCUGGAGGAAGCUCAACAACCUUCCUGAGGGCAAUGAUUGUUUGAAAGGCUUAUUUUGUAAGGAAGCCAGGAUGAAGAUAUGAGUUUGAUGAGCUAAAACAAUUCCUCACUUGGUCUGGAUUUCUGGGCCAGGGGAGUAGGUGGAAUUCACUUCUCUAAACGAAUAAGCCCAUCCAUCUCUUUUAUUCAGGAACAGAGACAGAAAGAAUGCUUGGCAUGGCAUGCC